GUGGAAUGUUGUGUUUGGUUGUUCGCAGCAGUUGUUAAGUGAUUACGUGUGGAUCUGGGCAAUAAGGAGCUAUUUAGGCACAUACAAUGGGCAGCAGCCGGUCUUGGAAUUCUCAUUGUGUGGCAUAAGCACAUUCCAGUGUCAAUAUGGACAUUGAUGAAGUCUUCUCCCAUAUUGGGGAGUUUGGACCAGCUCAAAAGAAGUAUGUGCUGGUGAUAUCCUUAGCCCAGGUAUACAUAGCAUCAAUUAAUUUAAAUAUGGAAUUUACAGCCUUUGCUCCUGAGUUUGAGUGCUACCCUAGUGAAGAUGGCUCAGCUCCUUUGCUUAAUGCAUGUCCUGACAAUGAAGCAGCCAAGUGUGCCAGAUUAGUCUACAACUCAAACUACUCAACUAUUGUCACAGAGUGGAACCUGGUGUGUGACCAGGCCUACCGUGCCAAGGGCUGCCAGUCAGCCUUCAUGGCUGGCCUGAUGGUGGCAGCACCACUAAUGGGUCCACUGGCGGACAAGGUGGGCCGCCUGCGCACCAUAGCUGCCUGCCUGCUGGUGCUGCUGGCCUGUUUCGGAGGCAGCAUGGCCGCACCCACCUUUGAUGUGUUCCUGGUACUCAGGUUCGUCUCCGGCUCUGUCACCAUCGGCAUGAUCUUGUCCACGUUCGUGCUGGCCUCGGAGGUGGUGGGCGCCUCCCAGCGCGCCUUCUGCGGCAAUCUGAUGAGCGUCAUGUUCGCGCUGGGCAUCCCCGUCCUGUCGGCGGCGGCUAGCCUCAUCCACAGCUGGCGCCACCUCUACUUGCUCUUCACGCUGUUCGGCUGCGCGUACUUCAGCGCUUACUUCUACCUGCCGGAGAGUCCGCGCUGGCUGCUGCUGAAGGGUCGGGAGGAGGCGGCGCUGCGCGUGCUGCAGCGCAUCGCCCGGUGUAACGGCACCACGCUGCCGGCCGGGCUUAAGCUGCGCUCGGCCGCGCCACGCGCUGCACCUGUCGCCGAAGGCGUUUGCUCCCUUUUCAAGUACCGCAAAGUGGCUGUCUGGACGCUGGUCAUGAUGUUCUCGUGGUUCACCAACAACCUGUGUUACUACGGCCUGACGUCGGCUUCGGCCACCAUGGGCAGCGACCGCUUCACGUCAGUGGCGCUGAGCGGCCUCAUCGAGCUGCCGGCCUACGCCAUCGUGAUGCUGGUGCUGAACAGGGUCGGUCGCCGCACGCCCCUCUGUGGCUUCAUGCUGCUAGGCGGCGGCUGCUGUCUGGGCAUCAUGGGCCUGCCGCACGGCGACGCCAGGCUCGCCCAGCUGCGCAUGCUGCUCGGCCUGAUCGGCAAGCUGUGUGCGGCGGCAAGCUUCUCCGUGAUCUUCAUCCACUCGGGCGAAAUCUUCCCCACGUCUAUCCGAAACACCGGCUUCGGUUUGGUCAACGUGUUUGCCCGCAUUGGCGGCAUCGUCUACCCGUUCAUGGCCCUUCUGAACGACGUGAUGGCCGACCUGCACUUCGCGGUGUUCGGUGCGCUGGCGGUCGGCUCAGGCCUGCUGAACCUGAUGCUGCCGGAGACGCUGGGCCGCCCGCUGCCGGAGACGGUGGAGGAGCUGGCCGGCCAGACCGGCUCCGAGAUGUACUCGCCGCUACGCCAGCUCGCCGACGACGAGGACGGCCACGAACCGGCGGCGCACGGCGGCCGGCGGCGCGUCGUCAAGGCCGUGUGACGGGCUAGGGAGGCCUGUGAGGCCGGCCCCCGGGUGACGACGAGGCUCGCCCCGCCGACCGAAGAGUCGGCCGGUCGGAGUGGCGGCUGAGGAACCAAAGAUCCCCUCCCCGACGGAGCGCGAAGGAUCUUUGACGAGGGUCCAGCGAUCAGCCUGAUAGCUAAGCAUUGGGGGUCUGUGUUGGAGGUCGAUGUUCUCCCCGAUCGAGAAGUAAGCACGUUUGGCGAAGAGUCUCCUAUCCAACUGACAUCGAAAUGGGCCCACUUUCGGGGCCAUUACUUGAUGAUGGUUCGUGGCUCAUAUAUGAGCGUGUUUCUUUGGGAAGUUUUGCUGCGUGACGGAUGCUAGAUGUGCGGUGUUUAUAGGUCAAGGCCGUUCUCCAAGGGGACCAACCAUUUGCUGAGCUUCGUUUGCCGUCUGGCGGGGAUUGAUCAGCCAGACAAGUCGGGGAAGACGUGAAACCGAAUCAGUGAUCAUAUGUGCGGUGGAAUCCCAAAACUGGCUCCUUCCGUGUGUAGUGGCGUCCAAUCCUAACUCUUGGCGUUGAUCGACGAGCAUGCUGUAGGUUGCAUGGACAGGAUAGAAUAAUGAUCAUUGCAUCCAUGACACAUCAAUAACGGACUGGGUCUGGAGCUGCUGGAUACUGGAAAUAAAGGGAUCGCCGUGAUGAGCUAGGGUGGACAAUAAUCGUAACGAGCGUGACGGGUAAUGAUAGCAAAGUAUUUCCACGAAAGGACCAAUGUAGAAUCUAGGUGCCUGAGGCAUGCGAGUAUUUUUAGAUAUGCUAGAUGAAACGUUGUCCUUAUUGUGAGUUCUUGCCUUUGGCUGUGAGCGUAGUUAUUAGUAUAAAUUACCGCAAGAACUUAUCCUUGCAGUGCUUUACAGCUAUUUGAUGAUAGUUCAUUGCCGUAUUAUAUCGUGUGAGUGGCUCGCUCUGGCUUGAAACAAGGGGAUAAACUGCUAGCGUCCACGUGAGGCUCCUCAGAUUCCUCAUGCGCGUCGGAUUAGAUGCAGAGUAACUUUCCGUUCAUUUCUUGACCUGACGUCGGCAACUUAUGUUCCUUCCCUGAGCCGUGGCGGGGAGGUCAGCCUGGUUGGUCGAUCUGUUCCACUUGGCGUCUGCUUACCGGUCAGCGGUGCGGAGUAUCGAUCAUGUGCUGACUUCUCUGCUGCUGUUUGAACCUCUGAAUUGCCGACACGAGAACUCCCGCAGCGAAAGUGUGUGAACAUCACACGUAUGUUCGUGACGUGAUGUGUGAAAUCAAAAUACGUCAGUGCGACAGCGUUUAUCCGCUGGGUGCACGAAUAUCUGAGCUGGACUGGACACCGAUGGUGGUGUGAUUGGAUGUCAGCAGCUUUCGUAAUUGGAAAAGCUUAUAUUCCAGUGGCUGGGCACCGCUCUUCCAACGCUGCUUCAUAGUGCUUGCGGUAAUUUAAGCUAUGUUUGGGUGCAUGGUUUCCCUCCCACUGUGGUCGUGUUCACGAGCUAACUAUUUUUGGGUGCAUUGCUUUCCAUUGUGUUCGUUCUCGUGUGCUGAGUUAGCCAUGGAGUGUAUGCGGGCUUGUGGACAGCCGAGCAGCCGUUUUACAUAUUGUUUGCGUGGUGGAGGUAUUGCGGACGUCGGGGUGUCCUUAUAGGCCUGCUCUUGCUGCAUCUCCAUCCCCUGACUACCCGGACGGCUGCUAAUGUAUCGACACCGUCACCCGUGCGAUGCCGUAUCGUUGUAAUCUUGUAGCAAGUGCCUUGCUGGUUCCAGGCUGCGCUGCAACAUUUUGUGAAACUGCUUUGCCCUGCAGUAACAACGAGCAAUUGGCAUAUGGCUGUUACCACGCAUAAAUCGAGGGGCGGGAUCACUGGACAUUACGUCUGUGUUGCGCCGUGAGGUCUUCUUCCGUCCGUGGACUGGGCUGAUUGUGUGCAGCGCUGCCUUCCGAGGGUGGCUGACGCGGACGCCACGUGUUCCGCCGGACCGCGCGCUGUGCCGUGCUGGCUCUCCAGGGGCUCCGAUCGCGUGCGGUGGAGGCGCCCCUCCGAUCCUGCAAUAAACGGGCCGUCCGGCCGCGCAGCA
This is a messenger RNA of Pollicipes pollicipes, 3763 nucleotides long. Its product is annotated as solute carrier family 22 member 15. The coding region runs from base 147 to 1694 and encodes 515 amino acids. The transcript is spliced from 11 exons. Gene Ontology annotation, cellular component: membrane. The record is from RefSeq and is a predicted model, not a curated record. Gene Ontology annotation, biological process: transmembrane transport. Gene Ontology annotation, molecular function: transmembrane transporter activity. Lineage: Eukaryota; Metazoa; Arthropoda; Thecostraca; Pollicipedomorpha; Pollicipedidae.